AUGCUUGGAUGUUCCCUACGCAAUAUCAAAGCGAACGAAUCCCUGUUUGGAGAAGUAUGUGUCAUUUUUGUAGGCGACUGGAAGAAGGUUCCACCUGUUGAUAAAUAUGGUAGUGGAGCCUUGAAAACAUCGUACAUCUGGAGUUCUGUGACGGAGUCGAGUCUAAAGAAAAACAUGAGAGUACGAAAUUCUUCAGAUGCAACUUCUGCUGUCAAAUGUAGCGACAUCGGUUCCGGUCAGUAUUCGAUCUCUGACUCACUGAGGAAUGUGGUUCGAAUUAGGCCAGGUUUUGUACUUGAAACUUCAUCUAUUACCGAAAUAUGCAAAUUUGUCUUUAAUGAUUUAAGUAAAAACUACAAAAUUGCAUCAUGGCUGUGUUCGCGAGCUGUCAUUUCCUCAACCAAUGAAGUGGUAAAUAAUGUGAAUGAGCACAUAAUUCACAACUUUCAUGAGGAAAGUCGAGAGUACUGUAGUUUGAAUACAAUAGAUGAGGAAAACUACCACCAGUACCCACAAGAUUUCUUGAACAACUUACAUCCGUCGGCAUUGCCACUACAUAAAAUUAAAUUGGAAACAAAACUGUCCGAUAAUGCCCCUUAA
This is a messenger RNA of Octopus sinensis (East Asian common octopus), 600 nucleotides long. RefSeq lists its product as uncharacterized. The coding region runs from base 1 to 600 and encodes 199 amino acids. The record is from RefSeq and is a predicted model, not a curated record. Lineage: Eukaryota; Metazoa; Mollusca; Cephalopoda; Octopoda; Octopodidae. The transcript has a single exon. Gene Ontology annotation, molecular function: DNA helicase activity. Gene Ontology annotation, biological process: telomere maintenance; DNA repair.